Molecule: messenger RNA, 570 nt
Organism: Vavraia culicis subsp. floridensis
Lineage: Eukaryota; Fungi; Microsporidia; Pleistophoridae
Exons: 1
Coding region: 115-570 (151 amino acids)
Source: RefSeq, a predicted model, not a curated record
CGACAGGUAUUUUUGGUUGUUCACUACGUGCCUGAGCGCGCGUAAUGGACAUAUUUGCGGGAUAUUGAAAAAAUCCAUGCAAUAUAUAGCAUAGCUCAUCACAUUAGAUAAAUCAUGAUGGAUGCAAAACGCGUUUUGGGGUUGCAGUGCAAAGCUAUUUCUACGCCUCGUAAAACUCAAUGGCUGUGUGUAAAGGUAGAAGAGUACUAUCGAGGAUUAUUCUCGCUGAAUAAUACGGUCAAAAACGGUACUUGGUGUAUGGACAAAAGCAAAUCAUGCGUGAAGAUGGCAGAACAAACGUAUUUGUUUUUUAAACUUCCUCUUUUCAAAAAAAGCACGCACUUAAAAAUUGUACGUUUUAUCCACAAAUCUCUUAAAUAUGUUUGUAAUGCGGUUAAUGCCUACUGGUUUGCUCAGCCCUGUAUUUUGAGGCAAAUUUACUAUCCACACAAAGAUUGCAUCGCUCUGAUCGAUUCAUCUCCAGUACCAAAAAAUAAACAUAUGUUUCUUGUCUUAAACCGAUACGUAAAAUCAAAAACACAAAUUAUUUUACAACCUUUCUCUGUUUGA